CACAACCACAUUGAUUUAAACCUUGUAAUGUUAGCAACUUUGAGGACCUUUGUCAAAAUAACAAAGAAUAACUCUGCGAAAUCUUCACAGUUAAGUUUUGUGCGGUUCGCAAUGUUGGCCGCCACAUUGUUUUUUACUUUGUGAUAUUAGCAACUUCAAGAGCUUUUGUCAAAAUAACAAAAUAGAACUCUGCGGAAUCUACACGGCUAAAGUUUGGAGGUUGACAGUGUUCACAACCACAUUGAUUAAUACCUUGUGAUUUUAGCAACUUUGAGAGAGCCUUUGUCAAAAUCACAAAAGAGAACUCUUAACUACAAAUUUUAAGUUGAUUUACAAUGUUUGCAGGUGUUACAAGGGUAAAUAAUCCAAUAAUAGGUUUUUGUUUUAACCUUUUCACCGCCAAAGACGGAAAAUCACGUCAGCGGAAAGUCGUACCACUGACGCCACGACAUUUGCUCCUAUUAGAAAACCAUACAUUUGGUUUAUUGCUUGGCGUCUGGUCUGAGUCACGUCGAAUUACUUCGCUGCUUGGCGUUGAAACGGUUAAGACAUAUUAAAUAUACUAGCUGUUGCCCGCGACUUCGUACGCGUGGAUUUGUAUGUUGGUGGUUAUAUAUUUUAAAUGAGCAUAGAACAUUAUGCAGCAAAAGAUAUCAGUAGGGACGGUAAAUCAUUUGUUAAUAAUUAUACAGCGCAUGAAAUUUGUCUUUCACAAAGUACAAAGUUUCAAGCCCCUAGCUGAAAAAAAUUGUUCGCGAUAUAAACCCUCUCAACACUCAGAUUUUCAAGUCCACUAUUUAAAAAAAAUGUUCGCUCCCACUGCAAACUUUAUUAAUACAAACUUUUCAAACACGGUGCAAUCAGUUUUCGUCUAUUUUAAUAUAAUGCCCUUUUACCAAGUUUCAUGUUCCUAGCUAAAACGAAAACUUGUACUACAUAUAAACUUAUAUACAUCCCCUUUUUAACACCCUUAAGGGUAGAAUUAUUAAGAACGUUGAAAUAACCUUUUUUGUAAUAUUAUACAAUGCCUUUCUGAGAAAUUUCAAUAAGCAUUUGUAAUGAAUUCAAACUUUCAACCCCUUUUUAACUCUUUUAAGGGAUGAAUAUUUAAAAACGCUUAAAUUACUUUUCUUGUAUUCUAAUAAUAUGCCUUCAUACAAAGACUUCUUAGUCCUGUACUCAAAAAAAGGUUUGAUCUCCAUACAAACUAUCAAAUAGGGCUUACAAGUUACAAGGGAAGCUUACAAGUUUCCACACAUUUUUUUUUUUCGUGGUUGGGUAGAUAAUGUGUUUGUGUUCCAAAAAUUGGUAAUUUCUAGAAAAAGGCUUCGUUUUUGGGACAUGGUGUUGUAUAACUUUUUAAUGUGGAAUUUAACAAGCUUUCGUUUCGCUAUACACAGUAUUCACAUUAAACCCAGAUAUUCCGAGAAAAAAAGAAAAACCAAAAAAGACUUAUACUUUUCAAGAUGGCGUUUGAUCCCCGUGGACCCGAAGCUCCAAUUUUAUGACACGCAAACAGGGAUCCCUGAAAUUGUAGGUGUCAAAUUUCAUUACUGUCACUAUUAUUUAAACCCCAUUUAAGACCUAAAAUCUGUUUUUGUAGUCACAUUUUUAAGUUUUACACAUUUUUCCUCCACUUAUUUUAGUAAAUUUGUAUUGCAUAGCACUCGUGUACUAAUUAUGGAUCUACUGAUGUCUAUUUGAUUGAAAUCCACUCAAUAGUUUAGGCGCUAGAAGUAAAAAUAUGAUUUACUAUUCGGCGGCUAUUCAAGGCGGCUGUAUUAAUUUUGUCUGAGUCGUAGCACGGUACGCUUAUCACCAUGCCUGUCACGUUCUAACAAGUAUGUGAGUGCGAAAGUGACGGACUUAGUGAUAGGGGAAACCAUGCUGCGCGGGCUCUAGAUUUAGCGACAGCGUCAGUGACAACGUCAUGCUCGCGGCCCGCCAGCGCCGCGCUCACAACCCGCCCGCACCGAUCUCUCUAGAUAAGCAAUUAUUACCUAAAAUAGUUUUUAAUCUAACUGCUCUUUGAAUCUGUCAAAUGCUCACACAUAAUAAAUUAUAACCUUCUGUACGUACUACGUGCUGCCCGCACAGCAUGGUUUCCCCUAUCACUAAGUCCGUCACUUUCGCACUCACAUACUUGUUAGAACGUGACAGGCAUGGUGAUAAGCGUACCGUGCUAUGACUCCACUCUCCAGGUUUGCAGUUUUUUAUAAGGAACAACGUACUUAAUUAUUAUUAUUUGUACUUAGUACCUACUUACUAAUGCCUUUACCCUAAAAACGGAAUUCUAAGAAAGGUAUUUGAUUGCUCAAGUCGCAAUGUUAGAAUUGCGGAAUUUACAAGGGAAAAAUUUCUCAAGUUAAUAAUUUCACAACUUUUACAUUGCGAAAUAAUAUAAGCAUUGCUAGAAACACAAUGUUAACUUUGUUAAAAUAGUGAUGUUGACUAGUCCUUUGCAAAAUUGACAAAAGAAUCGUUCAUUUCGCUGGCAACAUUCGUACGGUUAGGAUGCGUGACAAAUCGCUAACAACGGAACGUAUUUAUUUAGUGAUUAUUAUUGUCUUUUCAAACAACGAACCGUUCACGUUGUUAAAAAUAUAAGGAAAUAGUUUCUUUAAAGUUAAGACAGUUAUAGGUAAAUAGUAAAUAUAAAGGAUGGACGACUUAAGUGUGUUUCUGUUCAACUGUGAUUUGAUACACCUUUUUGGAUCGCUAAACGAUCAGGGCGCGGAUCUCGAUUUUUUAUUGAACGCAAACGACCAUGAGUUGUCGUUAUUGGUCCCGGCAGCAGUUCAAAAAGGGAAACUGCGUAUGGCGUUAGACCGUGAGAGAGAACGCAGAGGAGUUACAAAAGAUCCGAGGGAUGUAGAUGUACAGCAAGUUAUAGCUCCAAUUAAAAAGCAAGACUCCUUUGUGAUUCCAUCAAGUAGCCAAAAAUCUAGUACAUCCUCUGUUGUUACAACAUCAACUGAAUUAUUGGAAUGGGACAUCAAUUGUGACGAUUUACAGUUUAUAGAUGCAAGCAAACUCAUAGGGGCUAUAACUGGCGGAAAUCUUAAACAAAUUUUAGAGACAUCCAGUAUUGGGAAACCUCUAAUCAAUAAAAAGGUAUUAUCGUCUAGUGACCGAAAGAUACUGACGGCCCUUAUUGUUGAGGCUGAGGUGCGGAAAUUGAAAGAAAACACUGACCCAAUACGAAAAGAAACCUGGGAUACGUGGACAUCAGAAAUUAUAAAGCUUUUCCCAGGUGAAACAAAGGGGGUAUAUUAUAAUCCUUUUCGUCUUGUUGAUGGAAAAGCUAUCCAGGCCAGUGGCCUGAUAGUGAACCGAUUAAUAACAGUACGCAGAAAAUUAAAUGCAGAAAUCCGCAGCCGCAGCAGAAGUCGUAACAGCAGUAAUAGCGACAAGAGCAGCGACAGCAGCGGAGACCAAAACAAGAGAAAAAAAUCUGCUGUCAAAUCUUCUAAUGCACGGGUUAGACCUUUUCCUGACACCUUUCAAACAAUAAGUACCAAUCAAGACUCUGAAAAAGAUACCGUGCAGUGGUUGAAGCACUCUUCUUCACCGAGAGAAUUGGUAGAAACAAAAUGGAACAGUUGUCUACAUGAACGCAUGGCUGCACUGCAAGAAGGCGACCAUGUUAGUUAUUUGAGCAUCUUCCCAGCACUGCAAUGUCCUUGGGGCUAUGAAUUGCUGGCCAGUGACUUUGACAAAAUAUACCCUGAAAUAGAAGGAAAGUUCGACGAAAAUUUCCCGGUAGUGAAAGGUCGCCUGCUAUCAUUACUAGAUGAGAAGGCUCAACAGCUAACACGACCUGACACUUCUAUUCAAACUGUUUUGGAUCUUGCAACUUCGGGGGAGGAACAAGCGAAUGUUGCGACUUUUCUGGCAGUUCCCCUGUUGCUGAAACAAAUGCACACUGUUCCCGUGAAAGGAGUCAGAAAACCCUGGAACCCGUCUAGAUUAGAAGUAAGCAACGCGUUUUUAAGCUUGGUGCCAUCUACAUCGGACCUUCAAAGCCACUUCAGUGAACGGAAGGCCACAUUGCAGGAAAAAAAAUUGCCUGUUCUUCCAUAUUUGGUUGCUGUUGGGGCUUGCUGGCAGGAUGUUACGCAGUAUGAUUUAAUAAUCUCUGAAGACAUCAGGUACACGUUUCCCAGCAUUUGUAAAGCUGUUUCAAAUACUUUUAAGAUUCUAUGGGCAUUAGACUUACCAUAUUCAAAAGAUUGUGCCCCAGUCUGGAUGUUUAUCCAAAGAAGUAUAUAUGUAAUGAAGAGCAAGUUUGACACUGAAGGCACUCCUAUGCUAGAUUUGCUUGCUUCUGUUUCUAACAGGCACGAUGGUGCUGUGUGCAAUAUGUAAAAGGUCUUUUGUCCAAAUGAAGCAAUUUAAAACCCAUUUUACAUUUUAUCAUCCAGGUAAAUGUUAUAUUUGUCCAAACAUGGAUUGUGGGAGAACUUAUCAACUCUACAAUUCAUUUAGGCGUCAUUAUUUGAAAGAACAUUCAGAUUCUUCUAUGUUACAACAGGCUUCAAGUGUACAGGAUUUUGCUAUUGGACAAGAGACCUCUCCCGUGAAUAAUGAUCCAUUACAUAAUGUGUGUAGCGCAACCGAGUUUCAAAUUAAAGAAAAUAAUAGUACUAUACAGAGUGAUAGCAAACACAACACACCGCCGCUAAGCGACAGUUUAGGUCAACUUUUCUCAUCCCUGUAUAGUAAUCCCCAUUUGCCGAACAAUGUGCUAGAUACAGUUUAUAGCGGUAUUCACAACAUGUUCACUAUGUCAAUCAGACCUCUGUUACCAGUAACUUCUAGCUCUGCCGUAGCAAAACUGACAACCGAUCUAGAGAUGUUUAGUUCAACUUAUAAACGACAUCAGUUCUUUGAAAGUAAGGGUACUUUAGUUAAUCCUGAGCCUUAUACUGUAGGGCGACGAUUUGAUUACGUAAAAAAAAAAGGUAAAACUUAUUACCAAGCAGUAGAGUGCAUAGCCCAUAAAAUACCUAUUAGAGAUGUGUUGCACAAAUUUUUUUCGUUGCCUAACAUACUUCAUGAGACCAUCGAUGCUAUGAAAAAACUGAUGGCUCAUGACACGUCAAACAGUAUAGAGCAUUAUAUGCAUGGUUCAUUUUGGAGACAGAAAAAUCAUGGAGAUAAGAUAGUCAUGCCCAUAUUUUUGCAAAUUGACGAUUUCGAGACUUUGAACCCUUUGGGUAGUCAUAGUGGUGUGCACAAACUAGGAGCCGCAUACAUUUCUCUUCCUUGCCUGCCGUACUAUUGUGCCUCUCUGUUAGGUAACAUAUUUUUAGUCUUACUCUAUCAUUCCACUGACAGAGUGGAAUUUGGGAAUCGUAUAAUAUUUCAGCCCCUGAUUGACCAGUUUAAUGAUUUAUUUAAGCAUGGAAUAGUUUUUGAUUUGCCAGAUUUCAAGGGCACAAUUUACUUUGAGUUGUCAUUAAUUUUAGGAGAUAAUUUAGGCUUGCAUAGUGUUUUAGGAUUUGUUGAGAGUUUUUCAAGCAAUUUUCCUUGCAGAACAUGCAAAGUAGAGAAAAAAGUCAUGGCUAAUCAGGUUUAUGAAGAUGAAUCUCUCUUAAGGACCGAGUCAAAUUACCAGGAUGAUUUAAAAACGAAUAAUUCAUCUCUGACAGGCGUCAAAGAAAAAUGUAUAUGGCUCGACAUAGAAAAUUUUAAUUUAUUUUCGCAAAUGGGUUUUGAUGUAAUGCAUGACAUGCACGAAGGCUGUGCCAAAUACGUCAUGUGCUCUUUACUUGUGGUUUUUGUAGACAAAAUGAAAUAUCUUACAAUUGAUAUUGUUAAUAACAAAAUUUCCUCAUUUCAAUACGGUCCCGAUAAAAAAGAUAAGCCCGUCACGCUGGCCAUGUCCAAUUUACGAAAAGGCAAUAUACGUUUAAAUGCUGCCGAAAUGAGCACAUUUUGCAAGUAUUUUGGUGUAAUGUUUGGUGAUUUCAUUCCAAGACAUAAUAAAUAUUGGCAACUGUAUAUUCAAUUAAUGACUGUUUUAGAUUUUAUUAUGUCACCCCGUUUUGUAUCUGAGCAAAUAGACUAUUUUAAGUAUAUGAUCGCUGACUUUUGCGAAAUGUACAUCACACUGUUUAACCAAAGUCUUAAGCCUAAAUUUCACAAUUUACUGCACUAUCAUUCGGCAAUGUUACGUUUUGGUCCCUUGAGAUUUCUGUCUUCAAUGCGCUACGAAGCUAAACAUCGCUUCAACAAGUUAGCUGCAAAAUCAACAAAUAACCGAAUUAACAUGACACUGACAGUAGCUCGAAAGCAUCAGUUGAUGUUAAAUGACAUAUUCUUGAAAGAAACUAUUCGUUCGCCUCUUUCGUUUGGGGGCCAAGCAGAAGUACCAGUUAGUGAAUGUAAACAGAUUUUAGAUCAAAUGCAAUGGUCAGAUAUUACAAAAUUAUAUAAAGUGAGUUGGGCGGCAAAGUGUUCCGAGCGCUACCAAGUAAAUUCUGUAAUAGUUACUGCUAUUAAUGAAGAAAACAUUUAUUUUUCCAAAAUUGAUGACAUAUAUGUUGAUGGAGUGUCUAAGAUUAGUUUCAAGGCUAAGCCUUUACAAACAAUUGGUUUUGAUAAUCAUUACCAUGCUUAUAAUGUACUGGACUCAUUACAAUCAUCACACAUAUACAUUGAUCAAGACACCAUGCAGUAUCCGUUUUUGUGCAACUGUGUAGUCAUUGGGCAUAACAUUAAUCUUCCUGAGUAUCAUAUCGUACUCAGUAAACCGAUUUAAUUAACCCAACUAGAGUAAGAUUUAAUAAUUUGUAGUAAUAGUAAGUAUGAUUACAAUUACUUAUGCAGGUAUAAUGCAUACCCUAACUCAGUUUAGUAAAUUAAGUUCAAAAGGGCCGUGGAACAUUACAGUGUUAACAAUUCCUAUUUUAAACAUAUUUUUGUUCGUAUUUUAUUUUACAGGAAGUAAUCAAAUGUUAUAUUACGGUAAAUAUGUAAUGAUUAUUGAUGGGAAUAGCCCUCAUUAUGAAAACAGUUUUGUUCAUGCAGUGAUAAUAUGCUAAUAACCCAAAAAAAAAUAAAAAAUCUGCGGAUAUAAUUCGUGGUUUGGAAAAUCCCCCCCCCUACACCCUCGAGGACUUUUAGUAUGUUUAUCUGGACACCACAAGGUAUAAAUAACUAUACCAAUUUUCAAAACAACACGAAUUAUUUCUGCUGAUUGAUAUUUUCGGCUUAAUUUGACGUGGCUAUAAGUUUAGUUUCUAUUUAAACGAUAUGUAACUACAGUUGUGGCCCUAAGCGCCACUUGCACCAUCCUACUAACUAAUGAGGGGUUAACCGGUUAACCCCUCAUUAGUUAGUAGGAUGGUGCAAGUGGCGCUAGAUUGUUGUGUUAGGAAACACCUUGCAUGUAAGUAGUGACCUGAUGUAUGAAUAGCGUUGUCACUAUAAUAUUGACAGUAAGGUACAGAACUGCACGGGGUGGGUCACGUUAUACUGUUGUUGGUUAUUACCAGUACUUAGGUUAGGUUAGGUUAGGUUAACAGCAGGUAGAUAUAUCGUCGGGUGAUAAGCAAAAGUCACUAAGUACCACCACAAGUUCAUAGCCAUAGUGAACCGUAAUAUUAUGCGAAUAAGGUUGAUUUUUGUUUAAUUAUUUUUCAGUAGUUAGUGAGUUUUGCUUGUUACCUGACGGUAUGCUAAUUAUUAUUAUUUGUUCACAUUUAGCGGGUUCGAUUCCCGGAUCAGCCAGGCGAUUUUUCUUAAUUAUUUGCAAUUCGUAUUGUUUUGAAAUAAAAAUGAAAGGAAGCUAUUUUUACUUCUACUCGUCAAAUAUAUGGUCAUACUUCUAAUCCAUUCGCAUCCAUUUAACUUUGAAAUAGUAGGUACAGUCAGCUUCAAAUAGCCAGCCAAAGUCGCCAAAUAUGUCGCAACACACCCUUCUUGCCAUGGGAAUAAGGUUGUGUUUCGAUAUAUUUGGCGAGUUGUCACCAAAUAUUUGACGAGUGGAAGUAAAAAUAGCUUCAUUUCUAUAUUUAUUUAAAAACAAUACGAACUACAUUCAAAGAAUU
Molecule: messenger RNA, 8057 nt
Organism: Cydia strobilella
Lineage: Eukaryota; Metazoa; Arthropoda; Insecta; Lepidoptera; Tortricidae
Exons: 6
Coding region: 2662-4368 (568 amino acids)
Source: RefSeq, a predicted model, not a curated record